Messenger RNA from Adineta ricciae, 381 nucleotides. Lineage: Eukaryota; Metazoa; Rotifera; Eurotatoria; Adinetida; Adinetidae. The record is from the annotation of a GenBank genome assembly.
AUGGAUUCAUUCAUAAACAAUUCUGCACAUGAGGAAGAGGAUAUGUGGUUAAGUGAGGACGACCCUGAAUACAACGAUCAAGAUGACAUUGCAAGUACAUUUACCAAUUUUAUGCGAAAGUCGCUCAGGUUUCAAAAGAAACAAGAUAUUUAUUUGCGUCAAUUAUCGAACGCUCAAGUUUAUCAUGGAAAAAUCCUCAAGAAAACUAUGAUUAUUCUCGACAGUCAAGCUAAAACGUUAGAAGAAACGAAUAAGAUGUUGAAAGAAGGUAAUGAAAAACCAGAGAAAAUUGUCGAAAAAGGUGAUACAUAUCAAGUGGCUGCAAAUAAAGAUCUUUUGUCGAUCAACAAAGACUUAUUUUACAAAGAAUCUCCAGUCUAG